Molecule: messenger RNA, 4730 nt
Organism: Zeugodacus cucurbitae (melon fly)
Lineage: Eukaryota; Metazoa; Arthropoda; Insecta; Diptera; Tephritidae
Gene: Ranbp21
Product: exportin-5
Exons: 3
Coding region: 487-4182 (1231 amino acids)
Biological process (GO): RNA export from nucleus; protein export from nucleus
Cellular component (GO): cytoplasm; RNA nuclear export complex; nucleus
Molecular function (GO): RNA binding; nuclear export signal receptor activity; small GTPase binding
Source: RefSeq, a predicted model, not a curated record
CCCUGUAUUCCACAAGGUGAGAUAGGCUUGCUGUGUUCUUCUGUAUAGAAAUUCCAACAAAUUAAUUUAGCACAUUUGUUUUAAGGUGUCUGUCUCUUUUAUGAAAAAUUUGUUACAGAUAAUUUUUGCAUGAAGAAGACGUUUUACUAAAUCACACGUUGAAUGUAAAACUAUUUGUAUAACUAACAAGUUCACCGGUGAAAGAUUUGUAGCAGGUACACGCGCAAAGAUAAAACGAAGCAAAAGCAAAGAAUAUAAAAGGCGGCGGCGUGGUGGUGAGGAAGGAGUAUUCAAAAGACGAAAUUUUGCAUACCGCACACAUCAGGCAUUUCCAUAGAGUUUCAAAGGGAAAUAAAAUUUUGCAAAAUUUGUAUGUGUGUGGUGUGCCGAUAUACGAGACUUGUAAUAUCUUGGUUAAUACAUAUAUCAUAGAUCAGUUGAAGAUAAGUAAUUUAUCAACGACCCUGGCGGAUCAGAGGAACUAAAAUGACACAACGUGGAAAUGUAGCCGCGCUUGGGGAAGAGCUCGCACAUGCGGUGGAGUUAAUAAUGCGCCCAGAUACAGCACAACAGUCACGUAUGGAAGCAUAUAUGGCAUGUGAAAGAUUCAAAGAGGAAUCACCUUUAUGUGCACAAGUAGGACUUUACUUAGCCAGCGGUCAACAAUUCGGGCAAAAUGUCAAACACUUUGGUUUGCAAUUAAUGGAAUACACAAUUAAAUUUAAGUGGAACAGCAUAUCGCAAGAAGAAAAACUCUUCAUAAAGGAGAACGCCAUGAAAUUAUUACAUUUUGGGGUAGGUCCGGCGGAAGAUGCUAGUUUAGCGCAUUUGAAAGAUGCGGUAUCACGCAUAAUUGUGGAAAUGAUAAAACGUGAAUGGCCACAACAAUGGACUACGCUGCUAUCUGAAUUAUCAGAUGCUUGCAAUAAAGGUGAACCUCAAACUGAACUAGUGCUUUUGGUUUUCCUACGUCUCGUAGAAGAUGUUGCAUUACUGCAAACUAUUGAAUCGAAUCAGCGGCGUAAGGAUAUGUAUCAGGCGUUAACCAACAACAUGAAUGACAUAUUCGAAUUUUUCCAACGACUUAUAGAAUUACAUGUUACGAAAUUCCGCGAAGCCACUGCGAUUGGCAAUUUUCAAAAGGCUAAUGCGCAUGGCCGCGUGGUCGAAGUGGUUUUACUCACACUAACUGGUUUCGCCGAAUGGGUUUCCAUGAACCACAUUACGUCAAAUAAUUGUAAAUUGCUGCAGAUUCUUUGCAUUUUGUUGAACGAUAAAGCAUUCCAAUGCAACGCAGCUGAGUGCCUCUCACAAAUCACUAAUCGCAAGGGUCAGGUGAAAGAACGAAAACCGCUGCUGAUGCUGUUCGGCGAGGAACCAAUGCGUUACAUUUUCACAGCGAGCCAAAUGCUUCCCGAUGCUGCCAACGCUACCGCUUUGGAACAAAACCACAACUUUUUAAAAAAGCUGCUAAAUAUGCUAAGUGGUUUGGGCCAACAAAUUGUCAUACUUUGGGGUAAAGAAGAUGGCAACAUACAGCGACCACCAAACUUUGAAAUCUUUCUUGAAUGUUUGCUAUUACUUGCGCGCCAUCCUUCGCUAACGGUGGCACAUGGUGCAACACUUAUUUGGAAUGUGUUAUUGAAACACGAUGCCAUUUCCAAAGAUGCCGCAGUGGUUCCUUACAUUCCAAAAUUAAUAGCAGUUAUUGGACCGCGCAUUAUUAAAACAUUAUACCCCAGCACUCGUACGCUACCCACUACAAUUUCGACAGGCGCUUAUAUAUGCUUAGAAUAUGAUAGCGAAGAGGAAUUUGCCGUUUUCUAUUACCGGUGCCGCACUGACUUUCUGGAGGUUUUUCGUCAAUCAACGCUCGUUCAACCUAUUGUCACAUUUACCUACUGUGAACAAUGGCUCAAUGCACGACUGUCCAAAGCACAUGCUGAACGAAACAAUGCAAAUUGUUCGGUGCAAGAUCCUGUCUAUAUGGAAUGGGAGGCAUUGGUAUGCGUUAUCGACGGUGUGCUUAGUCGUAUACUACUCGUUUCGGAGCGUCCAUCAGUACAAUCCGGUUUACGUUUGCUGGAAGAGUGCCUAAAAGUAGAAACCACUAAUCCAUUAAUACUCUCCAUACUGCUCUCGUGUAUUUCGGCGCUUUUCGUAUUCCUCAGUAUGUCGUCGUGUCAGAUAACGCCAAAUAAUUGCGUAGCAAUGAGUGGCGUAUCUUUAUUGCCACGUGUGCUGGAGCGUAUAUUCCAAGCACUCGUGUUUUGCGAUCCCACCGAACCGAAUGCGGACACAACUCGUGCGCAAGCCACAAAAAAUUUACGCCGUCAUGCUGCCUCGUUGAUGGUGAAAUUGGGUCACAAAUACCCUUUGUUGCUGCUACCGGUUUUCGAUCAGAUCAACUCUCAUGUAAGAGCGCUACUUGAAGAUCCACGACAAGCUCUGAAUAAAAUGGAACGAACCACAUUGCAGGAGGCUCUUUUGUUAAUAUCAAAUCAUUUUUGCGAUUAUGAGCGACAGACUGUAUUUGUGUCGAACAUAAUGAAGGACACGUUACCACAUUGGCCAACAUUCGCAGAGGUUUUCAAAUCGCCGUACACUUUUAUACAGUUCGUGGGGCUGGACAAACCCGCAGUAACGCCAAUUCAGUCAGAUCCACACAGUUUGAAUCGUGGCCACAUGCUGGAUGCAUUAAAUGUGGUGCUUGCUGUUAUAAAACGUUGCACCUGGCCUGACGAUCCGGAUCGUGCAUCACGCGGUGGCUUUGUGGUUGGCUUCACAGAGCUUGGAAAUCCUAUUUGUCGUAAUCCAGCCACACCGCAUGUCAUUCCGCUGCUGCCGCAUAUACUCGCGUUAAUGCGUGUACUCAACGAGCUCUAUCGUCCGCAAGCCAUGUCGCUGCUUUCGGAGGAUUUCCGCAAUGUCUACACGUUGUUAGAGCAUGAGAAAAAAACCUUGCUUGGCGUGUGUACACCGCCCGCCGAUCCUCUAGAUCCAACCGUUAAAAAGAUGACCAGCACCGUGGACCGCAUACAACAAUUUAUGUCGUUGCUAUAUGAAAGCUGCUAUCACAUGAUGGGCUCUGCCGGCCCCUCGCUGGGACGUGAUCUUUAUCAACUACAAGGAAUUGCAGAUGCGUUAAUCAAUAGCGUUUUCGCAUCAUUGGAAGAUGUGCCCGACUAUAGGCUGCGGCCCAUUGUGCGCGUCUUUUUCAAACCAUUCGUGUAUUCUUGCCCACCCGCCUUCUACGAUACGGUGCUAGUUCCAAUAUUUGCACAUUUAGCGCCAUUCAUGUGCUAUCACUUGAUACAACGUUGGACAUACAUAUCGUCGUUGUACGAAUCGGGUCAAUUGAAUGAAGAGUCAAAUGACACACAAGAGGUGCUGGAAGAUAUGCUGAAUCGUGCUCUGACACGUGAAUAUCUGGAUGUGUUGAAGAUUGCGCUGGUUGGUGCUGGCGCUGACGGUGUACAUGCCGCUGCAAACAUAACUGACGUUGCUAUGGAGCCGGAAGAGCACUCCAUGGAUGGCACAACACAUACGCGUGCCGCACAAUCGGCGUUGCUGUCAGAUAUUAUCAGCGACUUAGGCGCUAAGCUAUUACGCAACGACGCAACGAGUAAUUACAUACUGAUGACACUAAUGUCUGCGUUAUCUUGGCAAGACAGCGGCUGCAGUAUGAAGGCCGUAAAUGUGGUAGCGCCAGUGAUGCGGUUUUUGGCUACCAGCGAGGUGCAAUUAAUGGAUCAACACAAAGCUACGACCGCAUUCCAAGCUGUGUUACAGGGCCUACAAGUGCAUGGCAUGCACGAAGCUAAUCAAGCCGGACUCAUUACGCUCGGUGUGCAGUUCUAUGAGCUGCUGCGCCCCAAAUUCCCAAUACUUAGCGAUGUGCUGCGCAGCAUACCAAACGUCAAUGCGGCGGAUAUACAGAAGUUCGAUGAGAAAGUAAGCGUGGCACCCUUGAAGGGCAACAAAGUGGACAAAGCCAAGAAAGAUUUGUUUAAGAAGAUGACCGCACGCCUAGUGGGACGCAGCGUAAAUCAAAUGUUCAGUCGUCAAAUUGAAAUUCUCAAUUUACCACCAAUGCAGGCGCGUGCACCUAAAGCCAAUACAGACAUUGUCGAUAUAACACAAAAUUCGGGCUUAACACAGCUCUUCCGCACGGAAAAGUGACCAACAGAGAAGGCUGCUGGGCAUGCAACUAAUGAAAAAUGUUUAAUUUAAAGACUUUGCUGUAUGUAUUGUAUGCUUAUGCCGCUCAGAUUCUACGCUACAAACGGAUAUUGGGUUAAACGAUUCGUAUUAAAUGCAGUACCAAUAGCGAAAAACUGAACAAGGUGCAGCAUAAAUUAUUAUACAUAUAUACAUACACAUUGGUGGAGAAGUAAAGGGCCGUACGGAAAUGCGUUUACGCGAAAUUCCAACAACUAUACUACAAAAUGUAGCACGAAAUUACUUAUUUAGCUACAUACAUAUGAAGUAAUUUAUAAAUUGUAUAUGUAAAUGAAUAUAUGUAUAUGUAUAUAUACAGAAAUUAUGGUUUUUAUUAUAAUUUUGAGUUUUAAAAUUGUUUCUAUUUGCGAAAAUUUGCACUGUUUUUAUGAAUAUUUUAAAAUAUUAUGUAAGUCUUUCUUUAGAUAUUUUUAUUAAGAAAUUAUAUAAACGAAGUGAAGUAUGAACAAAAUAAACGAAUUACGUCUAAGCCGAGUGAAGCUUGAAUG